Messenger RNA from Labrus bergylta (ballan wrasse), 3650 nucleotides. The record is from RefSeq and is a predicted model, not a curated record. Lineage: Eukaryota; Metazoa; Chordata; Actinopteri; Labriformes; Labridae.
CUCUCUACCUCUCACUCUGGCUUUCAUACAGACGCCAGAGCACAGGCUGCUGCAGAACGCAAAGCCAGCAGGAUUUUCCCUCCUUGCUCUGGAUGAGCCGAGAAACCAAAGAGACAGUAACCCACUGAGAAGGACAGAGAGGUUAUUCAUGGAGGAUCCACCGAGGAGUACCUGACCCAAAAGCUGCAGAGUGUGUAGGUCAUCAUCGUGCUCUCUGAAACAGUUCUGUGGACUCUUUAAGUGCACCAGCCCCUCCUCCGGGACCGGCCCACUCCCCUCCUUACCUGCCCCUCAUCCACAUUUAAAGGAUAGGAUGGACGGCUCUACGCGCCUGUGCUGAGGAGGCAUCAGCGAGCAGCAUUAUGGGCUCUUGGCUGGCCAGCAUCCCAACCACCACCCCCUCCACCGCCGAUCUGCCACCACCACGCUGCCCCACCGGAACGGGCGCUCUCCCCAGCCCUGCUGAUGGGGCGAAGACACUGACGCCAACCCGACGCUCAACCACCGCGGCUUCCUCCCCGACCACAACUAUGUGACUGAAGGGCUGCUCCUGGCUAUAGCCUGAAGAGCUGCGCCCAUCCUGUCCACCCCUCUCCACCCUGGAGUCCUCCCCCAGGAUGUUGAGCCCCAUCCAGGUCCUGUGCUCCGACAUCACCACCCUUUCUCUGGAGCCCGAGCCGUUUGCCUCUUACACUGAAGCUGAUAUUAUCUCCACUGUUGAGUUCAACCACACUGGAGAGCUCCUGGCCACUGGGGACAAAGGGGGCCGAGUGGUCAUCUUUCAGAGGGAACCUGAGAGCAAAACUGAGCCUUUCUCCCAGGGAGAGUACAAUGUCUACAGCACCUUUCAGAGCCAUGAACCCGAGUUUGACUACCUUAAGAGUCUGGAGAUCGAGGAGAAGAUCAAUAAGAUCCGAUGGCUGCCUCAGCAGAACGCUGCUCAAUUCCUCCUUUCCACCAACGAUAAGACCAUUAAGUUGUGGAAGGUGAGUGAACGAGACAAACGGCCUGAGGGAUACAACCUGAAAGAUGAGGAGGGUCGUAUCAAAGAUAUCUCCACUGUCACCUCCCUACAGGUGCCAGUGUUGAGGCCGAUGGACCUGAUGGUAGAGGUUAGCCCGCGGCGGGUCUUUGCCAACGCCCACACCUACCACGUCAACUCCAUCUCCGUUAACUCCGACUACGAGACCUACAUGUCAGCCGAUGACCUGAGGAUCAACCUCUGGCAUCUGGACAUCACUGACCGCAGCUUCAACAUCGUGGACAUCAAACCAGCCAACAUGGAGGAUCUGACAGAGGUGAUCACAGCGGCUGAGUUUCACCCCCACCACUGUAACCUGUUUGUCUACAGCAGCAGCAAAGGCACCCUGCGUCUCUGUGACAUGAGAGAAGCAGCACUGUGCGACAAACACUCAAAAUUGUUCGAGGAGCCUGAGGACCCCAGCGCCCGCUCCUUCUUCUCUGAGAUCAUCUCCUCUGUGUCAGAUGUCAAGUUUAGCCACAGCGGACGCUACCUGCUCACCAGAGACUACCUGACGGCUAAAGUCUGGGACCUGAACAUGGAGAGCAAGCCCCUGGAGACUUACCAGGUCCACGAUUACCUCCGCAGCAAGUUGUGUUCCCUUUACGAGAACGACUGCAUCUUCGACAAGUUUGAGUGUGCCUGGAACGGCUCCGACAGUGUGAUCAUGACCGGAGCCUACAACAACUUCUUCCGCAUGUUCGACCGGAACACCAAGCGCGACGUGACCCUGGAGGCGUCGAGAGAGAGCAGCAAACCCCGGGCCGUCCUGAAGCCCCGGAGGGUCUGUGCCGCCGGGGGAAAGCGCCGGAAGGACGACAUCAGCGUGGACAGCCUGGACUUCACCAAGAAGAUCCUGCACACCGCCUGGCACCCCAACGAGAACAUCAUUGCCAUUGCCGCCACCAACAACCUGUACAUCUUCCAGGACAAACUAAACUCUGAGUUGCAUUAACUAAAGGAUGUCAGCGUCUGAUUGUGACGAGUUUACACCUGAAAACAAAACUAUGCCAGAAUGUCCACAUUUGCAGUCACACACCCAAAGGAAUAUGCCUAACACAUACACACAAAUACACAACUAGGUCUACUCUUACACACUCCCAGCCUCCCAGGACUGAAAGGACCUAAAAAAAAAGGGCUAGAAAGGGAACAGGCUGGAUUACACAGUGGAUUUCUUGAUUGUUAACCUCUGGAUUGUGCUUGAUGGUGUGUUCAUUGCUACAGUUCUUUGGACUGGAGAGACGUUUACAUGUUUGUCUUUUCUUUGUUUGAUUCUUUGGGCACUAGUGCUUUCUCCACCUCCUCUUGCUCUUCUCCUUUCUGUAUUUGUGUGCUCGGGCAAAGCCUAUUCUUAUCCUCUGCCCACUGUUUUGUGUUACAGAAACCCUCCGUGGUUGUCUACUAGCGGUACUGAUGAAAAAAAGGGGCAUUUACGUAACUCGCUGUUUGUUUAAUUUCAGAUCAGCUGUCCCUUAACUCGUUUUUUCCCCCCUCCUAACAUAUUGUUUAAUAAUGUUUUAGGUUGUUAUUUUGAUGAGAAUGAGGGUUUAACAACGAUGUGUGUGAUGUGAAAGGAUGAACUUGGGACCCCUUCCCCUCAAACCAAGUGCACUCAGAUGCCUCUGAGCUCCACUGGACAAUGUUCAGAGAGCUAAAACAGCCACCGCCCUGCGGAAUGAAGCAGAAGUGAAUAGAUGAUUUCACCACAGCCUAAUAUGAGGACACACACUCAUAUCUGCUCCUCACACUGUGUUUCAGUCCUUAAUGUUUCCUCUGCUGAAACUUCCCUGAUGUGGAUUCUGCUUCUGGUCAGGGGCUGCGUCGUGUGCUACUUUGCCGUGAAACACAACUCAAAUUCAGCAAGAAAAAAAGAAAUAAACACAUAAAAAAUGAACUGAAUAGAUCAACAAUCAAGCAAAAAAAAGAUGCUGCAUGUAAAACCAGUUAAGCCUAGGUGUUUAUAAAUUGACUGACUGACUUGGCUGCCUUCUUAACCAUUUAGACCCAGCUGUACAAAGGCUUCUGGGGCCCCCGGGCCCCGUGCAGCACGAGUUACCAUAGAUGACCGAGCUCUCCUACCUUUAUUUGUGUCUUCAGGCACUGAAGCAUGUUUACCAGUGUUCGGUUUGUACACGUACAUGUACUGUACAUUUUGAAUGAAGCCGUCCAAGAAUCAGUUUAUACUCGACUGAAGCUGAGACGAAGAGGAAUGGGGAAUGUUUUCAUUAAUGUCGUUCUCUAAAAGAAAAAAAAAAUACAAAAAGGGCCUGGAGGGAGUCUGUAAAUAUGAACUCUGUUUUUGACAUGUUUUAGGUUUAGUUUUUUUAAUAUCCACAAACAAACAUCAUCAUCUGUAUCGCUGAUCGCCUCCAAAGCUGCAGCAGAGAUAUGCUACUUUAAUCUCUUCAGCCUUCCUCACUGAUUACUUUUCUGAUGUGCAGAAUCUUUUAUUUUUAGAACAGUCUAUUCUUUUAUUAUCCUCUUAUUUUUGACAAACUCCGUCAACCAAGUACCGACCAAACUAAUGUCGAGUCACUUAUUUAUGUGUUAAUGUAUGUUGCGGACAGCAUUGUCAAAUUGUUUUUUUGUUUUUUUUUCUGAAUAAAGAUUUCAACGAAAUUGCAUCCAA